Paramuricea clavata is the source of this 1065-nucleotide messenger RNA. NCBI's taxonomy places the organism in Eukaryota, Metazoa, Cnidaria, Anthozoa, Malacalcyonacea, Plexauridae. The record is from the annotation of a GenBank genome assembly.
AUGCUUCAAAGUAUUGAUCGUUACCUAAGGCAAAACAAUUAUGGAGCUUCAAUUCUACACGAUACUGCGUUUUUAGGGGUCCGAGACAUCUUAAAAAAGAAACAAAGGGAACUGAAAUCGCACGGCAAAGGAAAUAAACCAAACGCUGCUGAGCCGCUAACCGACGACGAUAUUAACGACUUGUACGCAAAAAAAGUGUUGGGAAUCCACGCUCCCCGACCGCUUCUCAACAUAGUGUGGUUAAAUAAUUGUGUUUUCUUCGGAAUGCGACCUGGUAAAGAGCAACGAGACUUAUCCUGGGGAGAUCUGCAGUUGAAAACUGACUCGUCCGGGACUCGUUUUAUUCAGUUUACCACGGAAAGACAAACUAAAACUCGCACCGGAGAGAACCCUCGAAAUCGACGUGAAGUGAAGCCUGUUAUGUACGAAAAUAAAGAAAACCCCGAGAGGUGUCCAGUCACUGCUUAUCUAAAAUACAAAGAGGAACGACCAGCCGAGAUGUGUGGACAUAGCUCACCAUUUUAUCUUGCUAUAAAUACCGAGAUUCCAAAGCCUGGAAAAAGGUGGUUCAAAACUAGCGCUCUUGGUGUUAAUUCUCUACGAAACAUGAUGAAAACCAUGCAAACAGCAGCUGGCAUGGAAACGGAUAGAAAAAUCGUAAACCACAGCACACGAAAACACCUGAUUCAGAAGCUAGUAGACAACGAAAUCCCUGCAAAUGAGAUCAUGCAAAUAACAGAACAUAAAAACGUGAGCUCGAUAAACAACUAUUCAACCAUGUCCGCGACUAGACAACAACAAAUCUCUGGUAUUUUGUCCAAUUCAACCUGCAGCGCCAGCGUUCAGAAAUCUCAUUUUAGCACUUCAUUUGUACGAAACAGCACUUCUGGUAACACAUCUUUGGGAAAUCUUCCAAGUUUUCUUCAGAACUGUAACGUUCAAACUGUAAACAUUAAUCUACUGCAGCCGAAUUCCUCUUCUAUAGUCAUGGAGAGCUCGGACACCGUUUCAACAGUUAAUAGAAGAAGAAUAAUUCUCGAAUCUUCAAGUGAAGAAAGCCAGUAA